Molecule: messenger RNA, 1305 nt
Organism: Columba livia (rock pigeon)
Lineage: Eukaryota; Metazoa; Chordata; Aves; Columbiformes; Columbidae
Product: cytochrome b-245 light chain
Exons: 6
Coding region: 128-679 (183 amino acids)
Molecular function (GO): heme binding
Source: RefSeq, a predicted model, not a curated record
AAAAUGGGCGUGGUCUGCGGGGAAUGGGCGUGGCCUCGGGCGAAAGUGGCUGGGUUACACUGUAGCGGCGCAUCCGCCUUCCGGGUCCGGACCAGCGGAACGGAACCGAAAGGGACCGGGACGAGCCAUGGGGCAGAUCGAAUGGGCUAUGUGGGCGAACGAGCAGGCGCUGGCGGCCGGGCUCAUCAUGCUGACGGGCGGGAUCGUGGCCGUGGCGGGGCAGUUCAAGGGCUGGUACUUCGCGGCGUACGCCAUCGCAGCAGGUGUUUUGGUCUGCCUGCUCGAGUACCCCCGGAGCAAGCGGAAAAAGGGCUCGACCAUGGAGAGGUGCGGCCAGAAGUACCUGACGGCAGUGGUGAAGGUGUUUGGGCCCCUCACGAGGAAUUACUACAUCCGCGCCAUCCUGCAUGCUGCCCUGGCUGUCCCUGCUGGUUUCCUCCUCUCUACCAUCCUGGGCACCGUCUGCUUGGGCAUCGCCAGCGGCAUCUACCUGCUGGCAGCGGUGCGUGGGGAGGAGUGGAGACCCAUCGAGCAGAAGACCCAGGAACGGCCACAUGUUGGGGACACCAUCAAGCAGCCCCCCAGCAACCCCCCGCCCCGGCCCCCUGCUGAUGCCCGCAAGAAGCAGCCGGCAGAGGUGGGGGGGCAGGUGAACCCCAUCCCCGUCGAGGCUGAGUAACAUGGGGCCCCUCCUGCUCCUGCCAUGCCGCUCGUGCUCCUGCUUCUCAGCUGCAUCCUGGUUCACUGGGAGGAAACUGGGGUGCCUGGAUCCUGGGGAUCCCCAAAUCCCCAGGGGUGCUCAGCUCCUUGCUGGAUCUCCAGUUCCUGGAGAUCCCCAAAAUCCUGGGGAUGCACAGAUCCCUGAGAGGUUCCCAGCUCCCUGAGGGAUCUCCAAAUCCUGGAGAUCCCCAAAUCCCCAGAGAUGCUUGGAUCCCCGAGGAAUCCCCAGUUCCAAGGAGCUCCCCAGCUUCUGUUGGAUCGCCAAGGAUGCCCCCAUCUCUGGGGAUCCCCAAAUCCCUGAGGAUGCUCAGCUUCCCAGUUCCCAAGGGAUCCCCAGCUCCUGGGGCUGCUCAGCUCCCUGGGGAUUCCCCAGCUCUCCCAGCAGCACCAAGUCCCCUGGGGGAUCCCCAAAUCCCUUGGGAACCCCAGUUCUCCAGGGAAUUCCCAGCUUCCCAAGAAGUCCCCAGACCCUGCAGCCCCUUGGGGAUGGGGGGCGGAUCAGGCAGCUCUGCUCCCUGCACUGGCUCUCGCUGUUUCUUGUCACUUCUGUGGUUGCUGUUGCAAUAAAAGGUGGGAAAACUUCCA